Plectropomus leopardus (leopard coralgrouper) is the source of this 2391-nucleotide messenger RNA. RefSeq names its product sphingomyelin phosphodiesterase 5 (gene smpd5). Gene Ontology annotation, molecular function: sphingomyelin phosphodiesterase activity. Lineage: Eukaryota; Metazoa; Chordata; Actinopteri; Perciformes; Serranidae. The record is from RefSeq and is a predicted model, not a curated record. Gene Ontology annotation, biological process: sphingomyelin metabolic process. Gene Ontology annotation, cellular component: cytoplasm; extracellular region.
GCCACUGAAAGCAUACCAGGGUGGGCUGAUGUGAAGGGAAACUACUUUACCGAGCUGGUUAUACGGUUUUGAAACAGAAACCGAUCAUUAAACAUGGACAUGUGACAACCUAAUUAAUGAAUGAAUGUGACGAAAUCGACCCAUUAGCUGAUUGCUCGCCGUAUGGCUUCACCAGACGGACUGUCCCAGUUUUCGUGCUAAGUGUCCAGUGAAGCCCACAAGAUAGACUUCACACUGGAAUGAGGGCAGAACGGGAAUGACGCUGGAACGGGCAGUCCCAAUGUUGCUCAUCCUGAUUUUUGCUUAGAAAAGGGGCAGAGACAUGGCCCUGGAGACAUCUUCAUUUCCUAAUGGGUGUAUUGCAGGCAUCCAUACAGUGGGAUGGGCACUCAUCCUGCCCUGCUUCUGGUUUCUUGAUCGACUCAUUGCUGUGUGCAAGUCCACCACCCAGGAGCAAACCCAGCGACUGGAGCAGGAAUGCUACCUCCACCCCCUCAAAGUCUUCUUCGGCUCCAUUAUCUUCUUCAUUCUUUUUCUUGUCACAGCCCCCUUGGCCUUCCUGGGAUUUAUUGUCUGGGCACCUCUUCAGGCCUGUCGCAGGCCCUUUUCCUACCACAUAGAGGCACCAUCCUCAGCAGAGAAGGAGACACACAGGGGCUUUGAGCUGGUAGGAAAGGCAUCAUUUGGAUUUGCAACUGCCAACCUAUGUCUGUUGCCUGACAGCCUGGCUCGCUUCAACAACCUGGGGCACACCCAGCGCAGGGCUACCGUCAUUGGGCAGCACAUUGUCCAGGGUGUGUGUCGACCCCAUAUCCGCAUCUUUGUUGACUCCCCCAGCAGCUGUGGGACUCUCAGCCCCUCCAACAGCAUCCUCCCUGCAGCUAACUCAACUUCAUAUGGGGCUACUGAUAGACAAGCACAGCCUCCAAUGAGUCAUCACUCCGAUUCAGCUGAAGUACACGUUUCAGUCCCAAAAUCCAGUAGUCACGUGGUUUGCGUGCCCUGUGAUGACACAGAGGAGCCCUCAACUGAAUCACAUUCUCCCCUUUUCAAUUCCAAUCAGAACUCAAACCAGCAGGGGCGAGCAGGUCACCGAAGUGCUCCUCGAGCUUUGUUCUCCCAGGGUCUCCGCCAGCAGGAUGAUGUGCCCUGGGAAGUGUCUUCACUGUUUCCAGCCAAUGUGGACAUCCUGUGUCUGGAGGAAGUGUUUGAUAAAAGGGCCGCACAGAAGCUCAUCCAAGCACUAAGACCCGUGUUUGGACACAUCCUGUAUGACAUUGGUGUGUAUGCCUGCCAGCCACCGUGCAGAUGUUCCUCUUUUAAGUUCUUCAACAGCGGGAUGUUCCUCGCCAGCCGGUUCCCUCUGCUCGAGGCCCAGUACCACUGCUUUCCCAACAGCCGUGGGGAAGAUGCACUGGCUGCCAAGGGCCUCCUUUCUGCCAAGGUGCUAAUCGGGCAGAAUCAAAAACAAAAGAAAGUGGUUGGCUAUUUUAACUGCACACAUCUUCAUGCACCAGAGGGUGAGGGAGAAAUUCGCUGUGAGCAGUUGAACAUGAUUACAAAGUGGAUUGGUGAUUUUCAAGUUGCCAACAAAUUGCCGGAUGAGGAUAUUGCCUUUGAUGUGCUCUGUGGAGAUUUCAACUUUGACAACUGCUCACCAGAUGACACCUUAGAACAGAAUCACUGUCUGUUUGAGGAAUACAGAGAUCCUUGCAGAGCAGGGCCUGGAAAAGAGAAGCCCUGGGUCAUUGGUACUCUUCUGGAGCAGCCCACUUUGUAUGAAGAUGACAUAAACACCCCAGAAAAUCUACAAAGAACUUUGGAGAGGGAGGAGCUAAGAAAGCAGUACAUCUCCCCUCCUGUUCCUGCAGAGGACUGCCCAUUGGUUUAUCCUGAGACUGGCCAGCCAUGGAUCGGACGUCGGCUCGACUACAUCCUGUACCGCGAAAGCUCAAUUUCAAAACACUGUCGAACAGAAAUUGAAGAGGUGACCUUUAUAACCCAGCUUGCUGGUCUUACGGACCAUAUUCCUGUGGGCUUGAGACUGAAUGUAACUAUGGACUCUGACGCUACUGAUUAAUGGUGAUGAUAGUGAACACAGCAUUGUGUACAAAGGGAAAAAAAUAUACAACAAUGGACAUUGCUCUGAUCUAUCCGUCUAUAAGCACAACAGUAUCUCCUUGACAUAUUUGAAUUUGUGCUUUGUAUGACAGAGUACAGACCAAUUAGGUUAUACCUCAGGUGGAAUUAAUUUGUUUUUUAAAAAUUUUAUAAUGUUUUUAAUUUUAUAAAUUUACAUAAGCCCAUUUAUGGGCAAAUGUAUUGCUUUUAUAACACAAUAUAUUUUUUAGGAUUUUUUUUCCUACAGAAAUAUAUGCAAAUAAUAAAUUU